Messenger RNA from Oryza sativa Japonica Group (Japanese rice), 1919 nucleotides. RefSeq names its product RING-H2 finger protein ATL46. Lineage: Eukaryota; Viridiplantae; Streptophyta; Magnoliopsida; Poales; Poaceae. The record is from RefSeq and is a predicted model, not a curated record. Gene Ontology annotation, molecular function: ubiquitin protein ligase binding.
GGCCGAAAGCGACGCGCACCCAAAGCCCAACACAACACAACACGGAGCCAAAAGCUACCGCUCCCGUCCCUCUCCUUCUCGCCUCGCCUGGUUCUCUCAUCGCACAGGAGGAAUUCGGAGGUGAACCCAACCGGCCACACAAUUCUUGGGUGCUUUGUUCCCCAUCCGCUUCGUCCCUCCCUCCCUUCCCCCGAUCUGCUGAUCCGGGGCUCCACGCACGAAAGUGCGCGCGCGCCCGGUUUUGGGCUCUAGUGCUUUGGAGUCGUCCGCGUUGCACCAAAUUUGGCCUUUUUUAGGUGGGGGAGCUUGGAUCCUUUCGUCUGCGGAUUUUGGUUGCUGGGGGUGGGGGGGUUUCUUCUUGCGAUGGUUUUGCGCUGAUAGGGGGAGGGGAUCUUGGGAGUUGGAGGAGGAUUAACCUCGUCAAACCCUCCUCUCUUCCUCACCCACGUCUGAUUCGAUGAGUUGUGGGUGUCUCCUCCCAAUCCGAGAUUGCCGGAGAUGGUUGCCGCAGUAGCAGCUUCGUUGAGAUCUCUCGCACCUCUAUCCGCCUAUCGCUCUCCUUCCCAUGGUAUCCAUGCCGUCGUCAGGGACUCGUCGGCGUACACCACCCGACCCCCGCCGCCGCCGCCGACGGCAGAUGGCGGUGGUAAUGGAGGGAGGAUUAGCCCCGCGGUGUUGUUCAUCAUAGUGAUUCUUGCGGUCAUCUUCUUCAUCUCCGGCCUUCUCCACCUCCUGGUGAGGCUGCUGAUGAAGAAGCAGCACCGCCGUGGUGGAGCCGAGAAUGCCGCCCCGUCGCCGCACAGCCGGCAUGUCGGGCGGGACGCCGCGAUGGACCGGCAGCUCCAGCAGCUGUUCCACUUGCACGAUUCUGGGCUCGACCAGGCGUUCAUCGACGCGCUGCCGGUGUUUGCCUACCGCGACAUUGUUGGUGGUGACAAGGAGCCGUUUGAUUGUGCAGUGUGCUUGUGUGAGUUCGACGGUGAGGACAGGCUCAGGUUGUUGCCGGUGUGUGGUCAUGCCUUCCAUCUGCAUUGUAUAGAUACAUGGCUGCUGUCCAAUUCGACGUGCCCGCUUUGCCGUGGUACGCUCUAUGUCCCCGGAUUGACCAUAGAGAGCCUGAUGUUUGAUUUUGAUGAGAGGUUGGAGGAGGGCCGGCUGUCGGAAGAAUGCGAGGAUGGAUUCCAAUCUUCCAGACAGAAGAAGCCCAUGGAUGAGGAACAAACAGUAACUGAGAAGAGAGUUUUUCCUGUAAGGCUUGGGAAGUUCAAGAAUGUCGGGAACACUGGUGUGGGUGGUGUUGACAAUGGCAAUGCAGCUGGUAUAGUGAGUAGGGAACCAGGGGAGAGUAGCAGUAGCAGCUUGGAUACGAGGAGGUGCUUCUCCAUGGGCACUUACCAAUAUGUUCUUGGGGCUUCUGAACUUCGAGUGGCUCUCCAGCCAGGUCGUAACAAAAAUGGCGUGGGCAGCAGGUUGAAGGGAAGAGCUACUGGCAUAAGCUCUGUCAAUGCUGAAAUUAUGGAGGGCAAGAGGAUUUGUGCAAAGAGUAAAGGUGAGAGCUUCUCCAUGUCGAAGAUUUGGCAGUGGUCUAAUGUGAAGGGCAAGCUGCCAGCUGGUUCAGACAAUUGCUCAGAAACGGCGAGUUUUCCGUGGAUGAAGAGAGAUGCUACUGGAGAUAAGUCAAAUAUGUGACACUGUCUAUAGUUCUUUCUUUUGUAGUGCUGGUUGUUGAAUUUCUUAACUAUAGCUAUUCUUUUGGUCUAAUUUCACAUGUGUAUGUUUUUCACUAGAAUGACCAUCCCCAUCGAAAGAUAAUUUUUGACAGGCUUACAUAUUUCACCCUGCUUGUGAUUGUUCAGGAUUAAUGCAGUUUCCACUGUUUCUUGUAUCAGUAUAUGAUAAUAGGUGUUCUAGAUUACUCA